AUGCAACGAAAACAACCAGCAAACGACGAUCAAGGCCCAACAAACGACCACGACCCCCUAGCAACAACGACAACCCCAAUCAACGAAACCACGACCGGCAAACAACGACCAGCGCCCAGAACGAUUGACGACCAGCGCCCAGGACGCCCACGAAAAUCGACGAGCGGUGCACACCACGGCCCCCAAACCACGAACGACCCCACGAGCCAGCUGGGCCACGUCGCAGUCGGCGACGUGGCAACUACGCGACACAGACGGACGACGACGAUGUCGUCGUCAGUAUAUAUUGGGUACGCUGUCGACCGCCCACUGGCGAUUGACGGACAGCACCCCCCACAUCACCAUGCCACCCCUCCCCAAAGGAAGGGGCAUGCCGCCCGCAGGACAGACCCCAAUCAACGGCGUCGAAAGACGUAUGACGACGACGUCGACAAGGGCGUACAAACGACGGACGACCACGAGAGCGAACAGACGACGGACGACGACGAGGGCGUACGAACCACGGACGACGACGACGACGAGGGCGUACAAACGACUGACGACAACGACAACGAGGGACUACAAACGACGCACGGCGACGACGAAGACGCGAUGAGCGCCCACCACCCACACACGGCGACGAGGCUCAAUACCCCACCCCCACCUUCACCCCCCGUCUCACUCACUGCCCACCAACCCCCUCCCCUCCAUCACUAA
Molecule: messenger RNA, 696 nt
Organism: Laccaria bicolor S238N-H82
Lineage: Eukaryota; Fungi; Basidiomycota; Agaricomycetes; Agaricales; Hydnangiaceae
Exons: 3
Coding region: 1-696 (231 amino acids)
Source: RefSeq, a predicted model, not a curated record